This is a messenger RNA of Striga hermonthica, 1107 nucleotides long. The record is from the annotation of a GenBank genome assembly. Lineage: Eukaryota; Viridiplantae; Streptophyta; Magnoliopsida; Lamiales; Orobanchaceae.
AUGGAGUCUUUCCUCGAACCAAAGCAAAGCCCAAAAAAACACCGUUCGCUAACCCCAUCGAGAUUAAUAAAAGGCAUCAUUUGCCUAAUCAUCUUAAUCUCAACCGCAUUCGUGCUUUUGGUGUACUUCGGCUUCUGGACAGCUGUCCCGUUGAGGCUCGUCAGCGUACAUCACAGCAGAAAAGCAACUGCAUUGUUCUUCGGGAGCUGGAUUGCUUUGUGGCCUUUCUUGUUCGAGAAAAUAAACGGGACCAAAGUGUGUUUUUCGGGGGACCGCUUGCCCGUGGAGAGGCGCGUGUUGCUUAUCGCGAACCACAGGACGGAGGUCGACUGGAUGUACUUGUGGGACCUUGCUUUGAGAAAAGGCUGUGAGGGUUAUCUCAAGUAUGUUUUGAAGAGCAGCUUGAUGAGACUGCCCGUUUUCGGAUGGGUUUUUCACGUGAUGGAGUUUAUUCCGGUCGAGAGGAAAUGGGUGGUUGAUGAAUUCAAAAUGUGCCGGAUUCUGUCGAGUUUUAGGGACUCCCGUGAUCCUAUGUGGCUUGCUCUUUUCCCAGAAGGCACCGAUUUCACGGAACAGAAGUGUGCGCGUAGUCAAAAGCAUGCAUCCGAAAACGGGCUGCCUGUUCUGAAAAAUGUGUUGCUCCCGAAGACAAGGGGAUUUUAUGCUUGCCUAGAAACUCUGAGGGACUCACUCGAUGCAGUCUAUGACAUCACAAUCGGCUACCGACACAAUUGCCCCUCAUUCUUAGACAAUGCCUUUGGAGUUGACCCUUCCGAAGUUCAUAUUCACGUCCGUCGAGUUUGCCCUAACGAACUCCCAAAAUCCGAGGAUGAAGUAUCUUCGUGGCUAACAAGCACAUUCGAACUCAAAGAUCAAAUGCUGUCCGAAUUUUACAAAACGGGUCAUUUUCCUAACGAGGGUACGGAAGGGAACCUCUCGACAAUGAAAUGUAUGGCGAAUUUCGUUGUGGUAAUGAUAUUGACCGGGACUUGCGUGGUUCUUAGCUUUCAAUAUGUUUGGUUCAAAGUAUAUGUUGCUUUGGUUUGUAGUUACUUGGCCACAACAACAUAUUUGGAUGUUCGGCCAUUUCCCCUUUUUCGUCAGUGA